Molecule: messenger RNA, 1140 nt
Organism: Fusarium redolens
Lineage: Eukaryota; Fungi; Ascomycota; Sordariomycetes; Hypocreales; Nectriaceae
Exons: 2
Coding region: 1-1140 (379 amino acids)
Molecular function (GO): RNA binding
Source: RefSeq, a predicted model, not a curated record
AUGCAGAAGCUCGCCAAGCGGGUCGCCCAGGCCCAGCGCCAGGCUGGCCGACGAGCCCAAAAAGCCGCCAAAUCCGAAGAGAGCAACUACAAACUCCGAAACAGACAAGCCAUGCGCGCCGCUGUCUCUGAGGUCCGACAGAAUCUCCAGGAUGCGCGCCGAGUGAGACAGGAGGAUUGGGAGCUGGGCCCUAUUGCUCCCAAGCGGGAUCUGGGCUUCAAUGGUUAUGGCAUGUUUACGGAAGGUGUACGAACGGAUUGGUCCAACUAUGGUCUUUACCGACCAAGGCCUGAGGUUUUGGCGAAGAGAUGUGCUUGGGCUGGUGGUUUGAAGCAGCUUAACCUUGCUGUUUCAGACCGUGUGGUUAUCAUGGAUGGACCGGACAAGGGCAAGAUUGAUCGCAUCAAGACGAUCAAUCCUCAGGGAGGAUAUGUUACUCUCGAGAACUAUCAUCGGGCUAUCUCUGCUGGCAUGUUUGGAAACGACAGCCGCUCUCAGCCCAUGCCCCUCUCGAUCGGUUCUAUUCGUCUUGUCUAUCCUAUCGCCAAUCCCGAAACCGGAGUUACAAGAGACGUCAUUAUCAAUGAACUUAAGGCUAUUCCCCCGAACAUGAGUUCCCCCAACAUGAGCUUCGACCGAUGGGAAUACGGAAACAAGUGGGAUCGAAUUGUUCCUGGAAUCAACGUUGUUAUUCCCUGGCCCGAGGUUGAGGCCCCAGAAUUCGAGACUUUUGACGGUGAUACCGUCCGUGAGACUGUCGACAACCGAACAUUUUACUACAACCUACUCUCCCCUCCCAUGCCCGAGACCGUUAUCGACGAGUUGCGAAACAAGUUCUCUAAGUUCCGAACACGCCACGAGGAGUGGUACGUGCAGCAGAAGGAGGCCGAAGCAGCAGCAAAGGAAGCCCACAAGGAGUCUAUCAAGUCCAUGCAGACUCCUCUGCAGGAGUUCCACGAAAUGCAGCGCGCGAAGCGUGCUGCCGAGGGAGAGCCCGAGCUCAGCACAGAGAUGUUGGAAAAGCUUGGUGCUAUUAUUGCUCAAAGGAAAGAGGCUGCUCUCAAGAAGGCUGGCGUGUCAGAGGUGGCGGCUGCAGAUGCUUCGAUACCGCCUUCAACAACAACACCUCCGGCUCAAUGA